Molecule: messenger RNA, 1295 nt
Organism: Balaenoptera acutorostrata (minke whale)
Lineage: Eukaryota; Metazoa; Chordata; Mammalia; Artiodactyla; Balaenopteridae
Gene: RAB3D
Product: RAB3D, member RAS oncogene family
Exons: 5
Coding region: 206-865 (219 amino acids)
Biological process (GO): protein secretion; protein localization to plasma membrane; regulation of exocytosis
Cellular component (GO): endosome; plasma membrane; synaptic vesicle
Molecular function (GO): GTP binding; GTPase activity
Source: RefSeq, a predicted model, not a curated record
UCCGGGUGGCUGCGGGCAGCGGUGGCGGCUGCGGCUGCGGGGUCCGGGUCGCAACCAGGGCCAGGUCGCAGCGAGUUCGGAGGCGGAACACCUGAGGGCGGCGUCCCCACGCGAGGUGACCCCGUCGGAGGGAGCGUACCCCAACCCGCGCCUCCGCGUCCCAGCAGGGCUCCAGCCCUCCCCUCCCAGGAGGCUCCCUGCCAAGAUGGCGUCAGCUGGAGAUCCCCCGACGGGCCAGCGGGAUGCAGCGGACCAGAACUUCGACUACAUGUUCAAGCUGCUGCUCAUCGGCAACAGCAGCGUGGGCAAGACGUCCUUUCUGUUCCGAUACGCCGACGACUCCUUCACGCCCGCCUUUGUCAGCACUGUGGGCAUCGACUUCAAGGUCAAGACCGUCUACCGCCACGACAAGAGGAUCAAGCUGCAGAUCUGGGACACGGCAGGCCAGGAGCGCUACCGUACAAUCACCACAGCCUACUACCGCGGAGCCAUGGGCUUCCUGCUCAUGUAUGACGUCACCAACCAGGAGUCCUUUGCCGCCGUGCAGGACUGGGCCACGCAGAUCAAGACCUACUCCUGGGACAACGCUCAGGUCAUCCUCGUGGGGAACAAGUGUGACCUGGAGGACGAGCGUGUCGUGCCCACUGAGGAAGGCCAGAGGCUCGCUGACGACCUUGGUUUCAAGUUCUUUGAGGCCAGCGCCAAGGAGAACAUCAACGUGAAGCAGGUCUUCGAGCGCCUGGUGGACGUCAUCUGCGAGAAGAUGAAUGAGUCCCUGGAACCCAGCUCCAGCCCGGGCAGCAAUGGGAAAGGCCCGGCCUUAGGGGACACCCCACUCCCGCAUACCAGCAGCUGCCCCUGCUAGAGAUGAUCCCCCACCCCCGCCCACCCCCUCCUGCCUUGGCAGGGACAGUGACUGAGGCAUGAGCCACAAGGGCUGUUUCCAAGCUCAGGGCGCCCCCCUCCCCUCCCAUCAGCCGCAUCUCCCCCGCCCCCCCCCCCCGCCAACUCCCGCAUGGCGCGUUCUCUGGCCAUGGCCACCAGCCUGCCCAAGCGGCCCCUUUCACAGGCUCCAGACCCUGGGGACUCCGCACUGCAGGCAGAGUCUGGGGAUAGGGGCGUGCACGAUCUUGCUGCUUUCAGGCGCUUUCAUGGGGGCAGUGCGGGCAGCGUGUCCCACCCCGCCUGGAUCCACAGUGCCUUCUGGGUUAGAACCACUUAUCCACAUCCGUUUCUUUGUCGGGCAUUGUUUGGAGUUCACGUGCUGGCCAAAGAUGGUUCUUCUCCCUCGUGCA